GAGUGCUAAUCUGCUACAUUUAGGGAUGCGCUCUUUGUCAAAAAGUCAGUCAGUUGUUAUUUGGCGCAAACAGACACGGCUGCGACGAUUUCAGCAACGUGAAUGCUCCGGCUUCUAAAUCGUUAUGUAAAGGGAACAAUUUUAUGGAGGACAUCCACAAAAUGAAGGCUCAGGUGCGCCGUGGGGUUAUCGUCAUUAUAGUUAUUACCAUGGGUACCAGUCUCAUGGUUGUGUACAACAACAGCUUCACGGACACGUCAGGGACAGCGUAUCCCACGGAUGCUGCUGCUACUGGGCCGCAAAUGGAUAAGCCCAGGAAAGCGCAGCCUAAACCAGGAAGAGCCCUGUCAUCAACCCUACAGGGCUACACUGGAGUCAUCGAUCAAAAGCCUCUGAGGAUGCACUGUAACUGCUGUGCCCUGGUGACCAGCUCUGGCCACCUUACCGGCAGCAACCGUGGGGACGAAAUCGACAGCACUGAGUGCGUCAUCCGCAUGAACGACGCCCCGACUGGGGGUAGUUUCCAGCGGGAUGUGGGCCAGCGUACCAGCCUGCGCGUCAUCGCCCACUCCAGCAUGCAGAGGGUACUGCGGAGCCGGCAGGAGCUGCUCAACGCCAGCCAGGACUCAGUCUUCCUCUUCUGGGGACCCAGCAGCUGUAUGCGACGCGACGGCAAAGGCCUGGUCUUCAACAACCUGCGUAUGGUCAACCAACUUCUGCCCAAACUGAAGGUCUACGUCAUCUCCCAGCUCAAGAUGCCGCAGUUCGAUGAGCUCUUCAAGAAGGAGACAGGGAGAGACAGGAAGACCUCUAACUCAUGGCUGAGCACUGGCUGGUUCACCAUGGUCAUUGCCCUGGAACUCUGUGAUACGAUCAAUGUCUAUGGCAUGGUGGCUCCUGACUUUUGCAGGGCUCCUUCCCAUCUCUCGGUGCCGUAUCAUUACUACGAGCCUUCGGGGCCUGACGAGUGCGCCAUGUAUCUCUCCCACGAGCGGAACCGGCGCGGAAGCCACCAUCGCUUCAUCACAGAGAAGACAGUGUUCGCCAACUGGGCUCGGAUGUUCGACAUCCACUUCUACCAGCCAGACUGGACCCCGUCCUCUACUCUCAAUGGAAACAGCUCACUCACACCAGCUUCAGAUGGCUCUUGAUACCAGACAUAGACAGAAAGGUCCCCAGGACCUGGAGAAGAUGUGACUGUGUUUGGACUCCAACAUGCUGAUUUUCCUCAUCCUUCCCUUGGCUCCCUUAUGGGAGUGUCCCUUAUGGGAGUGUGUGGGAGGAGUGGAAAAGUACAAGGGUCAUUCCACCAAUUCAGUGCCCUUUGAGAAGUGUAAUUUGGUAAAAAAAUACAUAUAUGUUGGAUUUAACAUAAUUUUAACAUUCUGACAUAAAGAGCACAUGUUCAACUUCAUCUCAGCAGGUUAAAUUAAAAAAUGACUAUAGUAAGUGCUAACUAAGUGGCAAAUAAAGUAACAGGGUUGACUGUUUUCUUAAAUCAGCCAUAAAUCCCCUUGUACCAGGGGGAAUGGAAGCUCACUGUGUGCAACGGAGGGUGGCAAUUGAAUGUAAGCUUCACAAAAUUAUUAUAAAAAUUGUAUAAAAAAAAAGAAAAAAAAGAAAUGCCUGUCUAUCUAUGGGUAACAGGGUUGACAUGUUAUGUUCGACCCGCUCAGAUUUCCACCACAAAACACCAGAACGUGGCAAAAAAAGAGUGGAACCAGCUCACCUGCUUUUACACUAGGAUCUGACUAUUAAAUGAGAGUUCUGUUCGCGUAACGUGUUGAACUUCAAAUGAUGGACAGAUGUAAAUGAUUCACUAAUCACAUGAAAUAAAUAAUCAUCUUCAGAAAUGACUUAGUUAUUUUGUUGCUUUGACAAAGGCUUUACAAUGAUGGUGAUACUUUGAGAAAUGUUGGGAUUAAGUGGGCUAACAUCUCCUUAGAAGUGACACAGGGCUGAAGGAGGGAAAUGUCAAAAUGCAGAAUUUUGGCACUUUAGCAAGUGUCAUAAAAAAAUCUGAUUAAUUGAAUUAUCCAUAUGGUCUAUAUUAAAUAUAUUUUAGAUUAAUAUAACAGGCUUUAAAAAAUAUUGGUGCACAAUUCUUACUUAAAAUAUCAAAGGGACUCAAAAGGCACUCUUUUCGUGGAAUGACCCGCAAGCUGCAGUUGCUGGAGAAGCAGAAGUGUGUAGCUGCUCCUCAAAAUAGUUGGCACAAACUUAGCUCCAACUUGAGAAAACUUGAGGUGUUUGCUCAACUUGUGUUCAUUCUACUAUAAAAUAUUAUUUGGGCAGCUUAACUAAAAAAGGCUGUGCAACUGGUUACACACACAAACAGUGCUUUUAACACACAUGAUUAAAUUGUGCUUUUUAAUUUAUACAUUAAUUUUUAUUCAACAUGUCCUCACCUGGGAUAUGAACUCACAACCUCUUGGUUCGUGGAAUUCAGAUCUUCAUACUACACCACCAUGUCUGUGUCAAUUAUCAUUUAAUCAGACUUUUCUCUCAUUCUUGAUUUGAUUGACCUAUUUCAGCAAUUAGGCUAGUUUAUAACUCUGGGAUAUACCAACUCAAAUAAUAAUGACAGACGCAAUAUCUCCUUCACAAUACUUAAAAUAAAUGAUUUUGUUGAAUUAUUUACACAUUCUGUAAGUAACUACAUAGGGCCUAUAUAAAACAACUGGGCACAAUAAAAGGAGAGCUCAAAUACAAGGACAACUGGCUACCACUCUGUUUUUCCACACUGAUACAAACUGGGAAGAGAGAUUCUAUGUAAAACUACAUGAUCGCAUUGUGUCAUCGUAGUGCCCUUUCCUUUAUGUUUAUGGAGACAACAGAGCUGGAGAAAUAUACAUUCUUAACAACUGAGCCUGACUUGAU
Oncorhynchus gorbuscha (pink salmon) is the source of this 2880-nucleotide messenger RNA. RefSeq names its product alpha-N-acetylgalactosaminide alpha-2,6-sialyltransferase 5-like. NCBI's taxonomy places the organism in Eukaryota, Metazoa, Chordata, Actinopteri, Salmoniformes, Salmonidae. Gene Ontology annotation, molecular function: alpha-N-acetylgalactosaminide alpha-2,6-sialyltransferase activity. Bases 144 to 1151 code for a protein of 335 amino acids. Gene Ontology annotation, biological process: ganglioside biosynthetic process; oligosaccharide metabolic process. The transcript has 5 exons. The record is from RefSeq and is a predicted model, not a curated record.